This is a messenger RNA of Hydatigera taeniaeformis, 975 nucleotides long. Lineage: Eukaryota; Metazoa; Platyhelminthes; Cestoda; Cyclophyllidea; Taeniidae. The record is from the annotation of a GenBank genome assembly.
AUGAAGUUGACGGUGUCGGAGGUGAAAACGUUCCGUCCUGUGAAAUAUUUCAAGGAAAAUUGUGAUAAGAUUAACUCUCUGAGUUACACUGAUAAUGGGGAAGCUAUUAUAUCCAGUAGUGACGAUGAUCAGAUGAUCAUGUAUGACUGCAACUCUGGGACUCCUAAAAGAACGAUUAACAGCAAGAAAUAUGGUGUCAAUCUCAUCCAGUUUACUCAUAGCGCGACGACUGCAAUUCAUGCUUCAACAAAGAUCGAUGAUACAAUUAGGUAUUUAUCGCUUCACGAUAACAAGUACAUUCGGUACUUUCAAAGUCAUGUAAAACGCGUUGUGUCUUUGUGUAUGUCUCCCAUCGAUGACACAUUCCUGUCUGGGGCAUUGGAUGGUACCGUGAGGCUAUGGGACUUACGUUCUCAAAAUUGUCAUGGUGUGAUGCACGUACCCGGUCGUCCCACAGCAGCAUUUGAUCCGGAUGGUUUAAUUUUUGCUGCUGGAAUAAAUUCUGAGUGCCUAAAACUGUACGAUUUGCGCUCUUUUGACAAAGGCCCAUUUGCCACCUUUAAAUUAACUACCGUAGAGGCUCAGGGAAUCGAGUGGACUAGCCUUAAAUUUUCUCCAGACGGGAAAACUAUCCUUAUCUGCACAAACGGCAAUUUCCUUCGUCUAGUGGACGCCUUUUCUGGGGUUCAUCUUCACACACUCACGGUGGCAAAUAAUACGGAGCGACAGACCUUAGAUGCUUGUUUCACGCCCACCAGCCAGUUCGUAAUCAGCACCGCACCGGACGCUUUUCUUCAAGUUUGGUCGGUCGAGACAGGUGGACGAGUGGCUGCAUUACCAAGCUUCGAGGCGGCAAGUCAAAUGACCGGACCCAGUGGGAUGCUCAAUUGUGUCGCAUUUAACCCUCGUUUUGCUAUGCUCGCUACGGGAUCUGUACAGACUUCCUUCUGGUUACCUAACAUUGAUGCUGAGUGA